AUGACAAGGCUGACAGUCUUGUUGUUUAGCAUAACACACUUGUCUGGCACACUCCCAACAGAACUGGGUCAGCUACAAAGCUUGGAGAGUCUUUCGAUCGCCGCUUGCAAGCUUGAUGGGACUUUGCCUACUCAACUGGGCAACCUAAGUAAACUGGCAGUUCUGGGAUUUGAUGGAGCGAACUUUUCUGGGUCAAUUCCCGCUGAGAUUCUUGGACUGUCAAACCUGAAGCGAUUGGGUUUCAGAGAGUGCCCUAGGUUGGAUACAAAAUCUUUCCUCACCGAGGUAAUUCGAAACCUGAACAAUUUGAAAUGGCUAAGUCUAGGCUCUGGGAAAACUGGGGGGUUCACAUCAAUCCCAUCUGAAAUUGGGGAGCUGACCAACCUGGUAGAUCUUAUUUUGGCUGACUUUCAACUCAAUGGCACAAUUCCAAGUGAGAUGGGAUUGUUGACCAAGCUGAAAUACUUGGACUUGCAAAGGAACUCCAUCAAGGGCAGUUUACCAGAAGAGUUUUCAAAGUUGUCUCAGCUGAGAGUACUGUUCCUUCAUUCCAACCAAUUAGAAGGCAGACCGCUGGAACCAGAGCUGCUUCCCCAACUCACGCAGCUACGGUGGUUGCAUAUCAAUGACAACCUUUUCUCGGGCUCUAUUGCAACAGAUAUUAGUUUGUUGUCUAGUCUUGAGGAGCUUGAACUGCAAAAUACCAACCUAUCUGGGACGCUUCCGAAGGAACUACUUUUGUUGGACAACUUGACCAGCUUGGUCUUGAUGAACACGUCCUUAUCUGGGAGCAUGCCUGAUGAAUUGUGCGGCGUCAUACUCUCACCACACGAAGUGAAACGUUUUGGUGGGAAUUUUUAUUCGGUUCCAACCACCAACCUACCCCCCCCCUGA
This is a messenger RNA of Seminavis robusta, 894 nucleotides long. The record is from the annotation of a GenBank genome assembly. NCBI's taxonomy places the organism in Eukaryota, Bacillariophyta, Bacillariophyceae, Naviculales, Naviculaceae.